AUGGCAGACCCUUUCGAAGAUGUCAUGAACCUUGAAGAGCAGUUCUAUCAAGAAGGUUAUCAGCAAGGAGUGGCAGAUGGCGCCAAGGCUGGGAAGAUGGAAGGAAGAGGGCUCGGUCUCGAGAAAGGGUAUGAGAAGUUCAUGGAGAGCGGGAGGUUAUAUGGCAGGUCCCUGGUUUGGGCCAGCCGCCUCCCGCAAGCCCAGGCAGAAUCGGGAGCGCGGGAGAGCGAGGAAAUACAGCCGCAUUCGUCUCAGCUUCCUCUGCUGUCAGAAAAUCCAAGGCUCAAGAAAAACAUAGUGACUCUGCACGCCCUGGUCGAGCCCGAAACCCUUGCGACAGAAAACUCGGAUGAGGCCGUCAAUGAUUUCGACGACAGGAUCAAAAGGGCACAGGGCAAGGCAAGGAUAAUAGAGCGGAUGUCGGGAGAUCAGGUGCCCCAAGUUGCGGACAGGGAAUUCAGGUCAAACUUGGCAAGCAAUGUCAGCAGAGGAAAUUCAGAAGUGUGA
Messenger RNA from Pyricularia pennisetigena, 507 nucleotides. RefSeq lists its product as uncharacterized. The coding region runs from base 1 to 507 and encodes 168 amino acids. Lineage: Eukaryota; Fungi; Ascomycota; Sordariomycetes; Magnaporthales; Pyriculariaceae. The record is from RefSeq and is a predicted model, not a curated record. The transcript has a single exon.